Molecule: messenger RNA, 2522 nt
Organism: Perca fluviatilis (European perch)
Lineage: Eukaryota; Metazoa; Chordata; Actinopteri; Perciformes; Percidae
Product: phospholipid scramblase family member 5
Exons: 8
Coding region: 522-1454 (310 amino acids)
Biological process (GO): plasma membrane phospholipid scrambling
Cellular component (GO): plasma membrane
Molecular function (GO): phospholipid scramblase activity
Source: RefSeq, a predicted model, not a curated record
AGACUUCUAAUGCUCUAUUGUGCCAUUUUCUGUCUUUACACUCUGUAAUAUAACAAGGGUUAAAUGCUGCCGAAGAUGUUAACCAUGUGGGCACCUGUUGUACUCUUUUACCAACCACUGUCUAUAUGCAGGACACGAGGGAGGGGCAUUAUGGUACUUUGUUGUGGAGGAAUAUACUGUAGAGUGCUGCAUGCAGCUGCAGACUGUGCAAGCUGAGUGUGUGUGUGAUGUGAAUAAGAAGGAGGCUGAGGCUGGCUGCUGUGAUGAAAUCACUUUGUUUUAAGGGGAGGCUGUUUAUAUUGGUGCCAUAGAACUGUCUGAACCUGCUGAUGGCUGUAAGGAACCUUGAGUGGUAAAUUCAAGAGUUAAAUUACAUAUUUAUUUUUGUUGAAUUGUAAGCCUUCGUUUUAUAUAAAGAAAACUUUUUUUUUUCCAUUUAGUUUUUGUUAUACUAUACAAGUGGACUUUGCACCAAGACUUCAAAACUACAAUUGCCUGGAUCAUUAAUGAACCUUUAAUCAAUGAUUUUCUCUGAGUUUCACACCAUGUCAGCGGUGACCAAUCAGCCUCUUCCCUUUGGUGGACUGGAGCGAGAGAAGCACAUCCAGAUGAUCUUCAGAGCUUUCCAGAACCGCUGUGGGCCCUCAUGUGAGUGCCACACUCACUCACCUGGACCCAAACUCCACCAAACGCCUCCAGACUGGGAAUCUGGUGAGCGUCUGGCUCCUGGGAGGAAGAUGGAGAACUGCUACACGCAGCCACCAGGGAAAGUGAGCAGACCAGGGGUGGAGGAGCAGCGGCCUGGAGGUGCAGCAGGAUCACACUUUAUGUCUGUGCUGGAAACAGUCAGUCAGAUACAAAUCACUGCCAGACCACAGCUGCAAGGUCCACAGUGUGUUCCCAGGAGGAUUUACAGCAUCACCACAGGAAGCAGCAGGUCCCAGUUAUUUGUGGCUAUGGAAGAGAGUUCUUGUGUGUGCCUCCAGUGUUGCGGUCCAGCUCGGGCCUGUUCUUUGCAGGGCUUCGACUGCCAGGGCCGGCAGGUCUUUUAUUUUGAAAGGCCCCUUAGGGUGGACGCCUGCUGCCUUGGCUGCUGCCUGAUGGAGAUCAGGGCCUACACACCUCAAAAACAUCUCGUUGGCACCGUAUGUCAGAGGUGGAGCAUGUUCACCCCUCUCCUGGAAACGUGUGACUCAGAAGGAGCAUCGACCUUCAGAAUCCAGGGCUCCUGCUGUCCAUACCGCUGCUUCUCCAACCAGCAGUUCCAGAUUGUCUCCAGCAUUGGUGAGAAGAUUGGAACGAUAUGGAAGAAAUGGCCUGGUUUCAAUGACGAACAUAACAUGGACCAUGAAUACUUUGGGUUGGAGGUGCCGCUGGAUAUGGAAUCACACAAUAAACUGCUGCUGCUGGCAGCCACUUUCCUGUUGAAUUACAUGUUCUUUGAAAUGAGCUGAUUAAUGAAAAGGAUCAAUCAAGACGUUGAAAGUGGGCUGUAACUAGUGAGGAACACCAGCCGAGUCACUUUAUAGUACAAGACACCGCCUCAUUUAAUUGCAUUUGAAAUAUAACAGUUGAAACAUCCGUUUCAACAUACAUUUAUUAAAAGUAAAUGACACUAAACAAGCUUUAGCAGCAGCUGCAUAUUUGACAUUUAUUGCUAUAAUCCAUCAGGUGUACAUCCAGCAGUGUUUGACACACACCUGUACCCAUCAUCACACCACCUAUUACGGGCAGCAUUACAGUUUUUCAACAAACCAUAGGCGCUUUCUUGACGUGGUUCCGAAAAAUGCUCCAGAGGAAUUGAUAAAAACUGUAACAGACCCUGACCCUGGGCCCAGUUUCAUUUUUUUUCUUCUUUUACUACAAAAUGGAAAAGGGAGUGAAGGUCAGUGUUUCAGGACUCCUAUACACCUUUGAGGACAUUAAAGCAGAGCCCAUCGCUUGGAUUCUUUCAAGGUGGGAUAAAGACAAAACAGACAGAAGGAAAAACUGGGUCGGGUUGGGCUCGAGGCCAGGCACAGUGAUUCAGGCAGCUUGGCAGUCCAUUCUUAAGAUGCCGGUUAUACAACCUUCUGCCCAACACAGGAUGGUCCUCAUCCUUUGGGAUUCAACCUCCAGGUCAAAGAUAGAGAAUCAUUGCUGAUUCAGUUACGUGAUCUUUUUAAGUAGACUGUAUUUACAAAUAUAUCGUACACAAUAAUAGUUAUCAUUCCAGUUUGAAAUGACCAGAGGAAUUGUAGUUAAAAUACAGCACUGUAAUAAAAUAACAUCUACCUGCAACCCUGUUUGAGUCCCAAUAAGACAGAUUAACACAGAUUCAUUUUAAACAGCAGGACGUGUGAUGUUAUGCUAAGCAAUACGAUCUGACCUAGGUUAUAUAACAGAUUGGUUUUGUUGUAUUUUGUCAAGUACAAUUUGUUAACAGCUAAUGACCAGAUCAGCAAACACCAGUCACAUGGCCUCCCUCUGGUGGCAAGUUAACAGAUGUUACAACUUGCAUUAAUAAAAAAUAAAAAAUAAAA